Molecule: messenger RNA, 2139 nt
Organism: Botrytis cinerea B05.10
Lineage: Eukaryota; Fungi; Ascomycota; Leotiomycetes; Helotiales; Sclerotiniaceae
Exons: 4
Coding region: 246-1988 (580 amino acids)
Molecular function (GO): NADP binding; flavin adenine dinucleotide binding
Source: RefSeq, a predicted model, not a curated record
GGCUGGGCUGUCAACUUAAAUCAGGGAACUAACUAAACUGAAAAUUUCCAUAAUAAUCAAGCGCAUCAAAUCGAACUGGUGGAUGCGUGAGAUUAAUUGCAUUUAACGAAUCAAAUUGUUUCCAUCGCACUCGGUGGGGUGUCAGCAUGCACGAAUGCUUGGAACCAACAAUUUGAUGACACUGGCAUAUACUUAAAGAAUUUAUUCCAAGCAAGCAGCAAUAAUUCUUCUUUAACAAUUACAAAAUGAACUCAGAACGAUCGUUUGAUAUUGUUGUCAUUGGAGCAGGAAUUUCUGGUAUAUAUGCCGCCAAAUUCUAUCUAGAUAUACAUCCACAAUGUCGACUCGUGAUUCUCGACCGAGACACUUGUGUUGGAGGUGUUUGGAACUCUAGAAGAGGAUAUGAAUCAUUCUGGACUCAAUGGACAGUUGGCACUGCGGAAUUUUCAGACCUACCUAUGUCCAGACCACCCGAGGAAGAUAUUUAUUAUGAGUUUUUCAAAGCGAAAUAUACUACUAAAUAUCUCGAAAAUUAUGUUGAUACACAUCGUUACGGUGACACAACACUCCGAGAUAGAAUCAAGCUCGCAACGGAAGUUCGAUCACUCCUGAAGGAGGACGGUAAAUGGAUGAUUGAAACUGUGGAUAUGGUUUCUGGAUCUUCAGAUACUUGGAAAACUACUAAAUUGAUUGUUGCUAGUGGGCUCCAUUCUAUACCUAACAUGCCUUCGCUCCCAGGCAAAGAGUUAUUUGGAGGCCCUAUCCUUCACCAAAAUGAUUUUGGGUCGUCCAAUGUUCUAAACUCACCAGAUAUCCAGAGAAUCACUGUGCUGGGAGCUGGAAAGUCAUCCGCUGAUAUGGUGUACUCAGCUGUCAAAGCAGGCAAGACUGUAUCAUGGAUCAUCAAGGCUUCUGAUACAAAUGGACCUGGAUUUCUUCUUUCUCCGAAGGGAAAGGGUCCCUACAAAAAUGCUUUCGAAGUCGGACUGACACGAAUUGUUGCCACAUUCGUACCUUACUUCCUGAAUGGAAAUUCAUGGUGGACGUGGUUCUUGCAUUCGACAAAGUAUGGAGUCAAAAUGAUGAAUGCCUUUUGGGGCGCGGUUGAUAAUGAAACAAGGAAAGAUGCAGAUUUCAAGGGAAGAAAAAAUCUUCAAGGAUUUGAGAAACUGAAUCCUCAAUCUCCAACAGGAUUUUUUUGGCAAAAUUGCACUGGGGGCUUAUUGAACCAAGUCGAUUUCUUUGACACCAUUGCUGAACACGUUCGGAUCUAUUGUGCCGAUAUUGCAAGUAUCGAAGAAAACACAAUCAUUUUGAAAGACGCUGAUGAAGUUCUAGCAGAUGCUAUACUUUGUGGUACUGGCUGGGUACCAUCUCUUCAAUUCUUUACCGAGGACCAAAAAACCUCACUUGGUCUUCCUCACCUCCCAUCUUCCGAGAGUGAAGGAUAUCAAGAUUACUGGAAGAUGAUUUCGUCAGAAGCAGACCAGAAAGUCGUCUCGAGAUUUCCGCAACUUGCAAAGCCACCCCCGCAUUACCGUCGUCCUGUCACUCAUACCCCAUAUCGUCUUUACAAACAUAUCAUACCUCUUCCUACAUCGGAUUCAGAGAUUAACGACAAUUCCAUCGUAUUCAUCGGACAAGUAGGCGUAGGAGACUAUUUCCCUGUCGUACAAUGCCAAUCUAUGUGGACGACCGCAUAUCUAGAUGGCAAACUAGCUCUCCCGCCAAGUCAAGAGCAGCAAAAAGAAGUUGCGUUAUUCACAGCAUGGAAUAGCAGAAGGUAUUUAAGCAGUGGAGAUGAGGGAAACAAUAUGACUUUCGAGUUGGUGGUGUAUUGUGACAGCCUUUUACAAGACUUGGGAUUGAAAAGUCAUCGAAGAGGCUGGUUUAAGGAUUUAUUUGCUCCGUUUGUGGCAAGUAAUUUUGCGGGGUUAAAGGAUGAAUAUUCGAAGAAGUAUGGAAGUAAUGAGGGUAAAGGAGUAUGAAUUAUUUUUAAUUUGAGUAAUUUGAGAUUGGACAAGGAACCAAAGAUCAGCUGUAAGGUUUUUACAGGUCAAUAGUUCAGUGCUUUUGUUUGAGCAAAGACAGCACUUGCAUUUAAAACUGCCAAAUAUCAUAGCUUCGUUUUUGGAAAUA